AUGUCUUUUUGGCCGUUCACGAACACAUUGAACAGCAAUAGUAGACUUCAAAAGUUCUUAGACUCAGUUCUGGACUUGGCAGGAGUAACGGUUGAGGACUUGAUCAGCUCACCUACCUUACUGCAAGAGCUUGUUAACGAAUUACAUACUAUCAAAGGCACAUUCAAUAACACUACUAGUCUCCAGCUUUUACAACAACAACAGCAACAACAACAGCAGCAGCAGCAGCAGCAGCAACAACAACAACAACAACAACAACAGCAGCAACAGCAAGAACAACAUCUACAACAGCAGCAACACGAUGCUAAUAGUGAUGCAAAUGAGUUGGCAUCUGUGAGCUCAUCAAAUUUAGAUAAUGCAAGCAACAAUAGUAAGGAUGGAAGGGCGGCUAAACUUAUCGAGAUUUUAAUACAACCACAUGUCUUAAACGGGUUUCUUGACUACUUGGUGAAGAGCGUGGAUUUUUUUUACGAAUUGAGCUCUGAAGACAGGGAUGACGAAGAAAGAGUAUCACUGUAUGUUGAACAGAGGCUCGAGGAGGACGAGGACUUAGAACCCGAAGUAGAGUUGACUGAGCUGACAGAAAGUAAGGAGAAAGAUGAAGAAGAAGAGAGCGAAGAAGACAGGAUGAGAAGGUGUAUACAAGUUUCUUCAGAAAUUUUAGCUAUCGAUCUAUGGAUUAUCCUGAAUCGCAUAAUUGAAACUCCUGCCAUAAUGAAUAAACUUUGGAAGAUUAUUCAACUUCCUCACUUACUGGAGUGCUCGCCCUCAGUAUCUUAUCUCGUUCAUGUUUUAGAUCAAUUGAUGGAUACAAAUAGUAUCGAAUUGUUAAAUUAUGUGAGACGACAGCCAGAUUUAGUUGAUAUAUUUCUAGGUAAAAUUGAAAUACCAAUGUUGAUGGAUUUCUUCUUACGUGUCAUUCAGACAGACAAGGCCGAUUCUCCAACUGGAAUACUAGAGCGAUUAUCACUGCAGCAAUUAAUCCCCAAAUUGAUAGAUAUUUUGAGACCCCAGCUAUCUCAGUUUGAUAAUCUGGUCUCAGGUAUACCCAAUCCAGAUUUAUUUUUCAAACAAACAGCUGCGACUGAUUUUAUAAAGGCACUAGUCACAAUAUCAUCUAAUACGGCAUUAGCUGUUGUGCUAGAAACAAACAUUGGACCGAACGAGCUUACGAGAGAGCUUGUGUCUCCAAAGAUCAUUAACAUCAUGAUUAACGACAUUAUACUUUACAAGGUGAAAUCAAGAAAUGGGGGACUAGAUCAAACUAAUAAACAUGGAAUUAACAACUGCGUGGGAAUUAUUAUUGAACUUAUUAGAAAGAAUAAUUCUGAUUAUGAUUUGAAUUGUGGUUCCUAUAGUUCUUUAUUGAGCAAUGGAGAAAAUGGCGCUGGUGAAGUCAAUUCAUACGUAAUGUAUCAGUGGUUGAAAGAUUUUGAUCAAAAUCCUCCCGGACAGAGAGAUCCAAUUUAUUUAGGACAUAUGUUAUCAAUUUUUUCAGAAAACUUAACGAAGUUAACUGAGUUGAUGGAAAUCCCUCCUAUUCCACCUUCGAAUGUUGAUUCCAAGAUAUUGGGAUUUACUAAGUUUAAGAUUUCCGAGUUGAUCGCUGAAUUACUACAUUGUUCGAAUAUGAUUUUGUUGAACUCCAAGAAAAUCAAAAAGAUUAUUGAAGUUCGAGACGGUAUCAGAGCAGAUCAAAAUCGCAGGAUAAGAACUGCUUUGAAUGACCGUCUAGUAUUCAAUGAUUCUGCCGAUGGGGUUGCCACAGGUGUAGACAGCAUUAAGCUACACGAUGAAAGUAAGAAUUUUGACACAGAAACUAAUCCCUCGAAGAACUUGAAGGAAGUUUUAGAGUCAUUUGAUGAAGAAUCAGAAGAUGAGGAGCCUACAAUUUCCCCGGAGGAUCCUUUUGUCUCGAAUGAUAGAGACCAGUCAAUUCGAACAGAUCCCUGUGUUGGUGACUUAUUCAAGAUAAAGCUCUUAGACCUGACUAUCUUACUUAAAGUGAUCGCCACUUUCAUGGAAUAUCCUUGGCACAACUUUUUUCACAAUGUCGUAUUUGACUUGAUACAACAAAUAUUCAAUGGUAAGCUCAAUUCCUACAAUUCAUUCUUAAUUGUGGAUCUUUUCAAGACAGAUCGCUGUGAUUUGACUGGUAUGAUAAUAAGGGCAUACAAUACAAAGUCUGAACCUCGUCCAGGUUAUAUGGGACACAUAAUUCUUAUCAGCGAGGAAGUUGUCAAGUUUACUUCUUUAUAUAAACCAGAUUUGAUUUCUCCUGAAAUUGUGAAAGCUAUUCUGACCGAAGACUGGAGCUGGUUUGUGAAUGAGGUCUUACUCAAAACCCGGGAAGUUUAUAAUGUAGUCCUUGGAGCUGAGUCCGACGAAAAAGAUGGCGAAGAUGGACCUGGACUGGAUUCCUCAAAGACAGGAUAUUUAGACUUGGAUGAUUACGAUAGUGCAAACAAAAAGAAUGUUAUUUAUUUAGGUGACGAAUCGAACCACGACGUUUUCAUUAACGAUAUCAGUGCCCAGGCUAAACAUGAAAACAAUGGUGAAGGUGGUCAUGACGAUGAUAAUGAUGAUUAUGACAACUUAGAAGAGCCAGAAGUGCCCGAUGUAAGAAUGAAAAAUAUUUCGCCCGCUGAGACAUUGCGACGUAUUGAAUCCGAGGAAGGUAUUGACGAUGACAACAAUAAUUACGAUGAAAAUGAGUUCCUUGGUAACUUGUCAGGUUCAAGCUCUUCAGAUGAGGAUCUUGAUGAAGAUCUUGAUGAUGCUGAAGACGAAGACGAAGAUGAAGAUGAAGACGAAGGCGAAGAUGAAGGGAAGGGAGAAGAAGAACCAACUAACGAAUUACGAAGAGUGCCAACGCACAAAGAGUAG
This is a messenger RNA of Priceomyces carsonii, 2886 nucleotides long. RefSeq lists its product as uncharacterized. Bases 1 to 2886 code for a protein of 961 amino acids. NCBI's taxonomy places the organism in Eukaryota, Fungi, Ascomycota, Pichiomycetes, Serinales, Debaryomycetaceae. The record is from RefSeq and is a predicted model, not a curated record. Gene Ontology annotation, molecular function: protein phosphatase binding; protein phosphatase regulator activity. Gene Ontology annotation, cellular component: cytosol; nucleus. The transcript has a single exon.